AUGUGGUUGGAGUUGUUUCAGCGCAAUCAGGCGGAGUUUCUGCGUCGUUUUGUGACUGUAGAUGUAACGUGGGUCCAUCACUAUACUCGAGAGACCAAGCAGCAAUCUAAACAACGGACUUUACGGGGUAAAAGAACUCCGAAGAAGGCCAAAACGGCCCCAUCAGCCAGAAAAAUCAUGGCUACGUUAUUUUGGGAUUCCCGUGUAAUUUUCAUCGAUUAUUUGGACAAGGGAAGAUCUAUCACGGGGCAAUACUAUAGUGAUUUGCUGGGACGAAUCGAAGUGGAACUGAAAAAGAAACGGCUUCAUCUUGCAAAGAAGAAAGUCCUGUUCCAUUACGACAAUGCACCAGCACAUUCAUCCACAAUCGCUAUAGCUAAACUGUUCGAAUUGAGGCACCAACUGCUCACCCAUCCGCC
Molecule: messenger RNA, 419 nt
Organism: Dinoponera quadriceps
Lineage: Eukaryota; Metazoa; Arthropoda; Insecta; Hymenoptera; Formicidae
Product: histone-lysine N-methyltransferase SETMAR-like
Exons: 1
Molecular function (GO): nucleic acid binding
Source: RefSeq, a predicted model, not a curated record